Trichoderma reesei QM6a is the source of this 1783-nucleotide messenger RNA. RefSeq names its product GTPase-activating protein. Gene Ontology annotation, cellular component: Golgi apparatus. NCBI's taxonomy places the organism in Eukaryota, Fungi, Ascomycota, Sordariomycetes, Hypocreales, Hypocreaceae. Bases 26 to 1783 code for a protein of 585 amino acids. The record is from RefSeq and is a predicted model, not a curated record. The transcript has 7 exons. Gene Ontology annotation, biological process: activation of GTPase activity. Gene Ontology annotation, molecular function: GTPase activator activity.
GAAGCCGGCCAAUUCACCGCAGGAGAUGGUCCAGGUCGACCGGUCCGAAUCAGCCUCGCCGUUCUGGAGGCCGCCGCCACGAGACGGCAACCCUAGAAGAAGCGUUACGAACCCGGCAGGUCGAGAUGGCUCGAACCUCGUCGUUGGCGCGGCGUAUUCUCAUGCGGACAUGCUCAAGUUCGAUUCCUUGAACCUCUCCAGCUCUUCUUCGCCUCGUCCCCGGACCCCCCCUUCGACAUCGUCCUCGAGACAUCGCAUGCCCGAAACCACGCCGCCACCUCAACGAGGCGCAUUGGCUUCCUCCUCCCCCCCGUUCAAGAGCUACAUCAACUUCCUGUCGAAUACCAAUGAUGAUUGGAAGGCCGAUGAAGAUGAGAUGCUGGGAUACGAAGAUGACGACGGUGAUGAUUUUGGGCUCCCCAGUCUCUCAAACAUGAAGCGAAGAUCGAAGCGAAUAGCUACCCAAAACAACAGGUCGGAGCCAUGGCAGGAAGCGUUGUCCCCCGUGGGCGACGGUUCUUUUGGCCGAGUCCAAGCACGGCGUUAUUCCAACAGCGCCGAUAUUGCAGCUGAGCGUCCGGCAUCAACAUAUCCAAUGCCCAAGAAAAGCGAGGGCAAGAUUCUCCGACCACAGUAUAAAGAUAUCCUGAAGGAUCCCGCAAAUGCGCUCCAUCUGAUCAGCUAUCCCUCUAUACCCAGCAGUGCGCCGCAGAAAGAAGCCGACGCGAUCAACUCGCGAAUAACGCGCAUAAACAAGUUCAAACGGCUGCUACAGGCGUCUUCAAUAUCGCUUCCUGACCUUCGCUCGCUAGCAUGGUCGGGUGUACCGCACGAAGUCCGCGCAAUGACCUGGCAACUCCUCCUUAGCUAUCUCCCUACGAAUAGUGAGAGGCGCGUUGCCACUCUGGAGAGGAAGCGGAAGGAGUAUCUGGACGGCGUUAAGCAAGCGUUCGAAAGAGGGGGGACAGCAGCCAGCAGCUCUUCCGCCGGAAAAGCCAGGGGCUUGGAUGAAGCUGUCUGGCAUCAGAUCAGCAUUGACAUACCCAGGACGAAUCCCCACAUUGAGCUGUAUAGCUAUGAGGCGACACAGAGGUCGCUGGAACGCAUCCUCUAUGUUUGGGCCGUCAGGCAUCCCGCCAGCGGAUACGUGCAGGGCAUCAACGAUCUGGUCACGCCAUUCUGGGAAGUGUUCUUGGGGCUCUACAUUACCGAUCCAGAUAUCGAGACGGGCAUGGAUCCUGGGCAAUUGCCCAAGUCCGUCCUGGAUGCUGUGGAAGCAGACUCGUUCUGGUGCCUCAGCAAGCUUCUCGAUGGCAUUCAAGAUCACUAUAUUGUUGCUCAACCGGGUAUUCAAAGGCAGGUGGCAGCCCUGCGGGAUCUCACUGCCAGGAUUGACUCCAACUUGUCAAAGCAUCUUGAGCAAGAAGGCGUCGAGUUCAUACAGUUUAGUUUCCGAUGGAUGAACUGUCUUCUUAUGCGCGAAAUCAGCGUCAAGAACACAAUCCGUAUGUGGGAUACAUACCUUGCCGAAGAACAGGGCUUUUCAGAAUUCCAUUUAUAUGUUUGCGCUGCGCUCCUCGUAAAGUGGUCUGAUAAACUAGUCAAGAUGGACUUUCAGGAGGUCAUGAUGUUCCUACAGAGCCUCCCGACGAAGACAUGGACGGAGAAGGACAUUGAGCUUCUCCUCAGCGAGGCUUUCAUCUGGCAGAGCCUCUACAAAGGCUCAGCUGCUCACUUGAAGGGCCAGCCGCAGCGUCCCUUGCUUGGGAACCUCCAGUUAUAG